UCACUCCCAUUGCCGAACGUCAUACGUCUUUAGCCUUAGAUCAUAUACUAUAUGAUAUAAGUCUUUAGCAAACUCAUAUUAAUAUUAAGCAUAUUCAAAUCCAUAAAACAAAUUAAUAUUCUUACAAUUGGUGUUACGGAAACCUUAAGACUAUUAUUCCAGUUUUUUUACUUGUGUCCGCCUAACGCCAAAGUUUUUAUAAACACCAAUUGUUAGGUACGUCCUAGUUUUGUUUCCUUUGCAAUGGUCCAUUUAAGUGAAGCUCAAGAGAAACUUAAGAAAUAUAGAGAAGACAAUGAACGUAAGAGUAAAGAAGUGUUAGAACUAUGGGACUCCUCAGUCAAACAUAAAAUUAAACAAUUAGGAAAUGAUCGUUACCUUGUUUUGGAACAAGUAUUAAUAGCAGCAUGUGAUUGCAACCGUAUUGAUGUUGCCAAAGUAUGUUUACAAAUGCUCCUUAAUAAAUUUCCUGAAAGUCUCAGAGUACGGCGGCUGGCUAUAACUAUACUAGAAGCGGAGGAAAAGUAUGAUGAAGCAUUAGAAGCUCUUGAUCAAUUAAUCAAAGCAGAUGAAACUAAUGCUCAAACCAGGAGACAUAAAGUAGCUAUAUUAAAAGCUAAAUGUCAAAUUAGUGAAGCCAUAAAAGAACUUGUUGAAUACCUUAAAAAGUUCAUGGUAGAUCAGGAAGGUUGGCAAGAAUUAAGUAAUUUAUACUUGUUAGAAGGAGAGUAUGCUAAAUCUGCAUAUUGUAUGGAAGAAAUGAUUCUGCAUAAUUCUCAGAAUCAUUUAUAUCAUCAACGACAUGCUGAUAUACGAUAUACACAAGGAGGCAUAGACAAUUUAGAAUUAGCACGUGCUCAUUACUCAUAUGCUAUUCUUUUAAAUCCCAACAACAUUAGAGCAUUAUAUGGCUUAUACUUGACUGCUCGUAGUUUAAUGUCAUCACAAAAAAGUAAUCAAACAAAGAAAGCUACAUUCAAGAAAAUUGCUACAUUAUCUUUAAAACGAGUUGAACACAUUUAUAGUGAGAAAAAACAAUUAAACAAGAAAAAUCAGCUUUAUGUACUGGAAACAUUAAUGGGAUCAUUGCAUUUAAGCUUGAAUUAAUCUAGUCUAAGAUGUUGGUAUAAUUAUUAUAUUUAUUACUUUUUAUUUCACAAACAUUUUUUUUUGGCAUUUAUUAAGAUUAUGUCUGAGCUUCUAUAAACGGGAUGUUGUUUUUCUUCUGAAACAUAUGAUAAUAUAAAAUGUUCAACCAACAUGUCUAAAAACA
Messenger RNA from Sipha flava (yellow sugarcane aphid), 1273 nucleotides. RefSeq names its product ER membrane protein complex subunit 2-like. Gene Ontology annotation, biological process: protein folding in endoplasmic reticulum. Gene Ontology annotation, cellular component: EMC complex. The coding region runs from base 244 to 1107 and encodes 287 amino acids. Gene Ontology annotation, molecular function: protein binding. NCBI's taxonomy places the organism in Eukaryota, Metazoa, Arthropoda, Insecta, Hemiptera, Aphididae. The transcript is spliced from 8 exons. The record is from RefSeq and is a predicted model, not a curated record.